Messenger RNA from Racocetra fulgida, 139 nucleotides. Lineage: Eukaryota; Fungi; Glomeromycota; Glomeromycetes; Diversisporales; Gigasporaceae. The record is from the annotation of a GenBank genome assembly.
UAAUAAAAAUAUUGAACAAGAAUUAAUUAAUACGGAUUUAGAUUAUCAAGUAAAUAAUGAUAGUAAUGUUGAAGAAGAGAUAACUACUAAAUCUUAUAAUCAAAAAAAUCAAAUUCUUGAAAAAAAUAAAGAUCUUGUU